Messenger RNA from Exophiala aquamarina CBS 119918, 1464 nucleotides. RefSeq lists its product as uncharacterized. Gene Ontology annotation, cellular component: membrane. The transcript has 5 exons. Gene Ontology annotation, biological process: transmembrane transport. Bases 1 to 1464 code for a protein of 487 amino acids. NCBI's taxonomy places the organism in Eukaryota, Fungi, Ascomycota, Eurotiomycetes, Chaetothyriales, Herpotrichiellaceae. The record is from RefSeq and is a predicted model, not a curated record. Gene Ontology annotation, molecular function: transmembrane transporter activity.
AUGGACAAAACCAUCGGACAAGAGCACUUUGAAAAUGGCAGAAACGAGAGCCCUGAAAAGCCGGCAGCUGUGUCCUUAGCAGAAAGUGACAACAAUCGCGAGCUCUACGAGAAGCGUAAUCGCAAACUGAACCGUCGUUUGGACAUCCGCAUCCUGCCUCUCUGCUGCUGGGUCUAUUUGCUUAAUUUCCUAGACAGAGGGAACAUCGGCAAUUCCAAAGUGCUCAACGCUGAAACGGGAGAUGACUUGCUGCAGCAGACCAACAUGACGGCGGACGGGUACGCCAUCACCGUCACACUAUUUUCACUGGCAUACGCUUUGUUUGAAGUCCCAUCCAACUGGGUGAUGAAACAUUAUAUCCGACCAUCUCUGUGGUUGGCGAUACUUCUCUUCUCUUGGGGAGCUCUUACCAUAGGAUUUGCCGGAGUCCAGAACUACGCUACAGUGGUGGCUUUGAGAUUCUUGAUCGGUGUGUUUGAGGCUGGGUUCUUUCCUGGCAUUGUCUACUUCAUUACAAUCUGGUACAGGCACGAUGAACGAGCGGUUCGUAUCGCUUGCGUAGUGGCAUUUUGCAAUCUGGCCGGUGCUUUCGGAGGUGCAAUAGCAUACGGAGUCGGCCACAUCAAUGGACAUGGAGGUUUGCAAGGCUUCAGAUGGCUCUUCAUCAUUGAAGGAAUCAUCACUCUACUCAGUGCAAUUCCCCUGUUGCUUUGCCUUCCAGACUAUCCCGCACGAGCAAAGUUCCUGAACGAGGACGACAAGCGGUUUGCAGAAGAUCGCUUAAAAGAUCGAGGCGGAGGUUAUAACCAAGAUCACGCUUCUCGUAAAGAGGUUUUGGCAACUUUGACCAGUCCUCGUAUGCUGGCUCACUAUAUUGCAUAUAUCGCCGAUGUUGUACCCCAAGGAUCCUUCACAUUCUUCACACCUACCAUUGUAAAAGGACUCGGCUAUACCUCCAUUCAUGCACAGCUUCUCACCGUUCCACCCUGGUGCAUAGGCUUCGUGGUGGCGAUCACCCUCAGCUACUCAGCGGACCACUUUAAUGCCCGAGGCAUGCAUAUAACUAUUGCAUCUAUAAUCGGUGGAGUGGGCUGGCUGACAGCGGGGCUUCUGCCUCACGACGCAUACGUCAAGCGCUAUGGCUGCCUCUGUCUCGCCGCCUGUGGCGCAUUCCCAGUUGCACCUUCAAUGACCAACUGGGUCACAUGCAACACGCCCAGUCUUCUUACCAUCCCUCUCGCGAUAGCACUGAACAACUCGUCUGCUGGUGUUGGACAGAUCAUCGCUCAAUGGAUCUGGAGAGCAGAUGAAGUCGACACUGGAUAUCCCACUGGCAAUUUUGUUUGUGCAGCUUGCAGUUUCUUCGUUGCUGCUGUUAUCUUUAGUCUGAGGUUGACGUACGGUAGAAUGAAUGCAAAAGGAACCCUGGACGCCAGUGGGAGCAUGAGAGUCUGGGCUUAUUGA